This is a messenger RNA of Daktulosphaira vitifoliae (grape phylloxera), 1209 nucleotides long. It is a transcript of the gene Alg13, whose product is annotated as UDP-N-acetylglucosamine transferase subunit ALG13 homolog. Bases 243 to 734 code for a protein of 163 amino acids. The transcript has a single exon. The record is from RefSeq and is a predicted model, not a curated record. NCBI's taxonomy places the organism in Eukaryota, Metazoa, Arthropoda, Insecta, Hemiptera, Phylloxeridae. Gene Ontology annotation, molecular function: hexosyltransferase activity. Gene Ontology annotation, biological process: dolichol-linked oligosaccharide biosynthetic process.
GAAUCAUGUGUUAAAAUUAAAUUAAAUUUAUUUGAACUACAAAGUUUUUAUUUUAUUUAUUUAACCUAUCAAUAUAUUUAUUUAAGUUUGUAGUAAUUUUGAUUUCACUCUGAUUGUAAAUUACAUUUUUUUUUACUCUUAAAUUAAAACAAGAAGUUUGUUGUGUUUUGAUAUCUUAUUUAUUUAUGUUAUACUUAUUCAUGUUGAUGAAAUUUACAUGAUUUUCUUAUUUUUUAAUUGCAAUGACUAAUAAAUCUAUUUUUGUUACUGUUGGUACAACUAAAUUUGAUGAAUUGAUCACGGCUAUUAUCAAUCCUCUUACACUACAAAUUCUUAAAAAAAAAGGAUUUUCUACAAUAACAAUGCAAAUCGGAAAUAGUAAAAUAAUACCCCAUUCUUCAGGAUUAAUUGACAUUCAAUAUUAUACUUACAAGCCUGAUAUAGAACAUGACAUGAGUAAUCAUGAUCUUAUUAUUAGUCAUGGAGGAGCAGGUUCAAUUAUGCAAGCUCUUGACCAUAAUAAAGCUUUGUUAGUUGUUAUUAAUGAAAACCUAAUGGAUAAUCAUCAAUAUGAAUUAGCUGAGAAAUUAUUUGAAGACAAACGAUUAUUUUUUACUACUUGUAAUAAUUUAUGCAGUUUCAUUGAGAAUAUUGAUUUCAGCUCAAUAAAUUCGUCUUCAAUUGAUAACUCUUCUAAAAUUAGUAAAUACAUUGAACACUUUCUAAAUGUAUAGUUAUAUACAUAGUUAGCUAAUAGUUUUUCUUAUUCAAAAGUUUUAAUUAAUCUUUAAUAAGAGUUACAAUUAAGUAUUUUAGUACAAUUUAGAAAGAUAAAAAUAGAUUACAUGUUAAAAAAACAAAUCAAUUUGCAACUAUAAAAUUGAAGUAUAUAUAAGAUAAGGGGCUCCAAAGAUUAAGAAAUUCAAUGGUAACUUACAGACUUAACCAGUUACAUAUAAGAAAUUAAUUUGACUAAAAGCAACUUUUGAGCCAUUAUUUCAGAAGAUAUUAAUAUUCUUAUAUUUUUGCAGAAAGAAGAAUAUAGUUAAAAAAAUACAUAAUAAUAAAAAAAAUUGUUACAAACUUCCAAAAUACUCGUUUAUAAUUUACUAUCAAUUAAUAUUUUCCUAAAUAAAUAAUUUUCUAAUUAAUAAGCUUGAUAAAUAUGAAUGUUGUUUUUUUUUUUUUUAAUUUAAUUUAUGCCUAUUU